This is a messenger RNA of Aspergillus candidus, 3261 nucleotides long. RefSeq names its product peroxidase/cytochrome P450 family protein. Bases 1 to 3066 code for a protein of 1021 amino acids. Gene Ontology annotation, biological process: response to oxidative stress. NCBI's taxonomy places the organism in Eukaryota, Fungi, Ascomycota, Eurotiomycetes, Eurotiales, Aspergillaceae. Gene Ontology annotation, molecular function: heme binding; iron ion binding; monooxygenase activity. The record is from RefSeq and is a predicted model, not a curated record. The transcript is spliced from 17 exons.
AUGACGAGCACUCAUCAAGGGUUGAUCCGCCUUCUUGACGAAGUCCGUGAAGACAUUGUCAGUCAGGUUGGCCGUGUUGGCCCUGAUUUCGAGACUUUUGAAGGCCUGAGCUCGACAGUCUUAGCAGGUGGGAUCAUCGACGACCGCAAAUAUCUGGUAAAUAGAAGAAUCAUUCAAGCAGCUGCCUCGUUGCCAAAUGACUCGAAUCUUCGUGACAAGAUAACUGAUGAAUUUGUGAAAACAUUGUGGAACACACUGGAACACCCGCCCUUGUCCUGGCUGGGAAAUGAUUUCAAAUAUCGUGCAGCUGAUGGGAGUAAUAAUAAUGUCCUGUACCCACGUCUCGGAGCGGCGGGAAGCCACUAUGCCCGCAGUGUCACUCCGCAGCAUCAACGGGUCUCAUUUUCGAUAGUGGCCGUCCUUGCUAGGGACGGCCCUGCUAGGAAACACCCGACCGGGGUGUCAGCCAACCUGUUUUACCUUGCGACGAUAAUCAUACACGAUCUUUUCCAUACGGAUGAAAAUGAUGGGACCCGGUUGAUGAACUCCUCAUACCUGGACCUCGGCCCCCUGUACGGCCACAAUGCGGAGCAGCAGAGUCGGGUCCGGACAUUCAAGGACGGACGGCUGAAGAAUGGCACAUAUUCUGAACAGCGACUGUUGGGUCAACCACCUGGUGUCAGUGCUUUUCUUAUUGCCUUCAAUCGUUUCCACAACUACGUCGUCGGAGAGAUGGCCCUGAUUAACGAGGCCGGGCGAUUCAGCUUGCCAGCAGGACUGACUCCCGAAAGUUCGCAGUACGCUGCAGCAGAGGCAAAGCGGGAGAAUGAUCUAUUUCAAAUAGGGAGACUCGUGACCUGUGGCCUUUAUGUCAAUAUCAUCCUAGGAGAUUAUCUCAGAGCCAUCCUGAAUCUAAACACCAACCCUGUCAACUCUGACUGGAAGCUAGAUCCUCGUGGGCGAAUCGAGGUGUUCGACGCCCAAGGGGUCCCACGAGGAUUAGGAAAUCAAGUCAGUGCGGAGUUCAAUAUGAUCUACCGAUGGCAUGCGGCAAUCACCGACCAAGAUGAGGCCUGGACGAAGGCAUUCAUGAAGGAUAGUCUGGGGCGAGAUGUGGACCCGAGUAGCUUAUCCGUAGGCCAGUUCCUGGCAGGGUUAAGAAAAUGGAAACAAACUCUAGAUCCGGAACCUUCAAAGUGGACUUUUGGAGCCUUGAAGCGUACGCCGGAUGGUCAGUUUCACGAUUCGGAUCUGGUCAAACUGUUGCAAGAUGGAGCAGAACAUGCCGCUGGUGCAUUUGGUGCCCGCAACAUCCCCCGAGUUCUCAGAGCAAUCGAGAUGCUCGGAAUCCAACAGGGGCGUGAGUGGGGACUAGCAACCCUCAAUGAAUUCCGGCUUUUCUUCAAGCUGAAGCCAUAUUCGACCUUUUUGGAGGUGAACUCGGAUCCUGGGGCUCUCUAUGGCCAUCCUGACAACAUCGAGCUGUACGUUGGAGUAGAGGCAGAGGAGGCCAAACAACCAUUUUAUCCUGGGUCUGGGUUAUGCCCCGGCUUCACGAUCUCAGUUGCCAUCUUGUCGGAUGCGGUGGCUCUCGUUAGGGGAGACCGUUUCUAUACCGUUGACUACAACCCAAUAAAUCUAACCAAUUUUGGAUUCCAAUCGGCCAGCUCAGACUUCGAUGUUGCCAAUGGCGGUGUGAUGUACAAACUAUUGAUGAGAGCUUUCCCGGGCCGACAGGCUUUCGAAAACGCGGGUACAGCGGACAAAUUAGACUUCAACAGACCAGUACAUCAGGGUCCAGUUAUAGCUCUUACGUCAUGGCAGGGUGUUACCCAGUUGUUGAGUGACGGGAAACGAUUCCGUGUGCCAUGGGGCCCGCAUACGUUCCAGCUCACAGGCCAUGACUACAUGUUGAGUGGUGACUCGUUUGCCAAUGCCGAUCAACGGGUGUUUGUCAACAAAUGCCUAUAUCAGCCUAAGGACAGUUUGGAGGAGGUUCAACAAUACUAUGAACGAACAACCUUGGAGCUUCUUCAGAAGUAUAGCAAGAAGGCCGGGCUAUGCUAUUACGUCGACGCAGUCCGAGACAUUGGAAAUUUCGCCCAUGCGAACUUUACAGCCGACUUCUUCAACAUUCCCUUGACUAAAUCCGCGGGUAAUAAUGCUUAUACGGAUGCAGAGAUAUACGAUGGACUAGCGGAGCUCUUCGGCUACGUCUUCCUUGACGUUGACCCAGCACAAUCUUUGAAACACCGAAUCGUUGGGUCGCGCAAGUCCGAACGUCUCGGGCAAGUCAUGCGAAAGCAAGUGGAGCAUCAGCAAUCACAUAUUGCUUCUAUUGCUCGUCACGUUCUCGGUGCUGACUCUGAGCCGGAGGGCCUAGCAAACUAUGGCGCCCAGUUAGUGCGAAGGCUUCUGGACGACGGCAAGUCGGUCGAUGAAGUCGUGUGGGCCAUCAUCCCAACAGCAGCUGCUGCAUGUGCCACACAAGCCCAGGGAUGGGGUCAGUUGAUUGAGCUAUACCUGUCCGAUGCCUACUAUAAACACUGGGCGGACAUCCAGGGUCUCGCCCACAACAAGGACAAGGAGUCGUUUGAGAAGCUCAAAAAAUACGCUCUAGAAGGAUUUCGCCUGUCUACGCCAGCUUUUGGGGUUCUUCGGAACGCCGCCGUGGACACUACCAUCGACGACAGUGGGAAGUCGAUCGCCGUGCACAAAGGUGAUACCAUAUUUGCAGAUUUCGUCACCGCUGGACGUGAUCCUGCCAACUUCCCAGACCCAGAGUCCAUCCGACUCGAUCGCCCGGAUGAGCUGUAUAUCCACCACGGGUGGGGGCCACACGCAUGCCUCGGUCGUGCAAUUGUCACGGUAGCCGGGGCCGCCAUGCUGCGAGUUUUCGGUCGGCUCACCAACCUCCGGCGCAGCCCGGGCCCCUCGGGAGAAAUGAAGAGCAAGCUAGUGAACAACGCAUUCAAAGUAUACCUCCCCGAGGAUGGAAGUGAAUGGACGCCGUUUCCUUGCAAUAAGAAGGUGCUGUUUGAUAGCCUUGGAGACCAGGGUCCCUAGUUUGGGCCCCAUCGUAAGUGGACCGCGUAAAAUGGUCGAGCCCCGCAGGGCUUGAACAUGGGUAGGCAAUUAGAGGCUUUAAUGUCCGGUUUUGAUUUGCUCGACAAAUUGGUGCUCGGUUUGAAAUUGACUGUCCAUGUCCAGAUUAGGAUAUAGCUUAGCUAGAUACCAGAAUCAAUAUUGUAUGUCAUUGGC